AUGCCAACGCCGUUGGAUCGUGCUUUGAACUCCAAGAAUCUCUUUCUGGGGUUCACUGGGAUGGUGACAGCUGCGGCCGUCUGGGCUAUCUGGGGUAGCGACAUGUUCCCUGCGGAGCCAGACCCGACAGGAGACCCCGAAACCUGGUCUCAUGAUGAAAUGCGAAGAUGGCUUCGGGCGAGAGGACUUCUGCCUCAUGAGAGCGCAACGCGUGAAGAGCUGCUUGAGCGCAUAAAAGCCAAUUUGCGCGUGCCGCGCAGAAGCCAAGCUUGA
Molecule: messenger RNA, 273 nt
Organism: Aspergillus aculeatus ATCC 16872
Lineage: Eukaryota; Fungi; Ascomycota; Eurotiomycetes; Eurotiales; Aspergillaceae
Product: Ish1 domain-containing protein
Exons: 5
Coding region: 1-273 (90 amino acids)
Source: RefSeq, a predicted model, not a curated record